AUGUUGCAACCGGCGUCGAGAGCAUCUACGUCCUCAUCUUCUUCUUUCCAACCCGUCACCCGCCAGAACACGAUGUCGUCCCACGAUACACGGUCUCUUCGCCAGUCCAAGCGGCUGUCCGUCACCGCGCUAUACCUUUCCAUGUCCGCAAAAGACAGAGAUCUUGAAAUUUCCGAUGAUCUGGCGAAGGCUCAAAAAUAUCUACGGGAACUCAAAGCGAAAAUCUCCUCGCAGUCGAAGAAGAAUUUCGUUCUUGAAAAAGAUGUCCGAUAUCUGGACUCUCGGAUAGCUUUGCUCAUUCAGAACCGGAUGGCGCUCGAAGAGCAAAACGAAGUUGCAAACCACCUUGAUGACGAAGAUCCUCAAGAGGGUUUCUUCCCCAAUGAUGAGAAGACCCAGAAAUAUGGAAACCUUUUAUUUCUUCUGCAGUCCGAACCCCGGCACAUCGCUCAUCUGUGUCGACUCGUCUCCAUGUCGGAAAUCGACUCCCUUCUUCAGACCGUCAUGUUCACCAUCUACGGAAACCAGUACGAGAGCCGUGAAGAGCAUCUUCUUUUGACCAUGUUUCAGUCUGUUCUCACUUACCAAUUCGAUAACACCCCCGAGUACUCGUCACUAUUGCGACAAAAUACACCUGUCUCUCGCAUGAUGACCACCUACACGCGUCGCGGUCCUGGCCAAAGUUACUUGAAGCAAGUGCUGGCGGAACAGAUCAAUGCUCUAAUUGAGCUGCGCGAUGUUGAUCUGGAGAUCAAUCCUCUGAAAGUAUACGAGAACAUGGUGAGGGGAAUUGAAGAGGAAACUGGCUCGUUGCCCAGUCAUCUGCCAAAGUCAGUCACAGCCGAGGUGGCUGCGGAGAACGCACAGGUACAGGCUAUCAUUGAGCCGCGGCUGAAAAUGCUGACCGACAUUGCGAACGGGUUCCUGACGACAAUUAUUAACUCCGUGGACGAGGCUCCCUACGGUAUCAGAUGGAUUUGCAAGCAGAUUCGGAGCUUGUCUCGCCGCAAAUACCCGGAUGCCCAAGAUCAGACUAUUUGCACACUGAUCGGCGGUUUCUUCUUCCUUCGAUUCAUUAAUCCCGCUAUUGUCACCCCCCGGUCCUACAUGCUUAUUGAAUCCGUUCCGACCGAAAAGCCUCGUCGCACCCUUACACUGAUUGCGAAAAUGCUCCAGAAUUUGGCUAACAAGCCUUCGUAUGCCAAGGAGCCAUACAUGGCUAAGCUUCAGCCCUUCAUCCAGCAGAACAAGGAGCGUGUCAACAAAUUCUUGUUGGACCUUUGUGAAGUCCAAGAUUUUUACGAGAGCUUGGAAAUGGAUAAUUAUGUAGCUCUCUCCAAGCGCGACCUUGAGUUGCAGAUUACUCUGAAUGAGAUGUAUGCUACUCAUGCUCUGCUGGAAAAGCACAGCCUGGCUCUGGCACAGGAUCAGCACUCUCACCUCAACGAGCUCUUACAAGAACUGGGAGCUGCACCCGCGCAGGUCCCGCGAAAGGAAAACCGAACAAUCACUGUUCCUCUAUUUAGUCGAUGGGAGACUGCUCUUGACGAUUUGACGGCGGCCCUCGAUAUCACCCAGGAGGAAGUGUUUUUCAUGGAAGCGAAAUCGACUUUCGUGCAGAUUCUGCGAUCGUUGCCUCCGAACUCGGCGAUCGCCCGACGGCCUCUUCGGCUGGAUCGAAUCGCAGAGGCGGCAGCCACUCUGAAGAACGAUGCGGUGAUGGUGCGAAAGGGCAUCCGAACCAUGGAGCUGUUGAGUCAGCUACAGGAGAUGGGCGUCAUUGACCGUUCUGACGACUUCAGUCUUUUGCGAGAUGAGGUGGAGCAGGAAUUAGUCCACCUUGGCUCUUUGAAGGAGAAGGUCCUUGAAGAGACAAAGAAGCUCGAGGAAGUUUUCGCAACGAUCCGCGACCACAACGCGUACCUGGUGGGCCAGUUGGAAACCUACAAAUCUUACUUGCACAACGUUCGCAGUCAGUCGGAGGGCAAGCAGCGGAAACAACAAAAGCACCAGGAGCUGGGACCGUACAAGUUCACCCACCAGCAACUCGAGAAGGAGGGUGUCAUUCGGAAGAGCAACGUACCGGAAAAUCGGCGAGCCAACAUCUACUUCAUGUUCAAGAGCCCUCUCCCCGGCACCUUUGUCAUCAGUCUUCAUUACAAAGGUCGUGCGCGAGGUCUUUUGGAGCUGGAUCUCAAGCUCGACGAUCUGCUGGAGAUGCAAAAGGACAACCUUGAAGAUCUCGAUCUCGAGUAUGUCCAAUUUAACGUUUCUAAAGUGCUCACGCUUCUUAAUAAGCGGUUUGCACGGAAGAAGGGUUGGUAA
Messenger RNA from Aspergillus pseudoviridinutans, 2325 nucleotides. Its product is annotated as Ras GTPase activating protein IRA2. Gene Ontology annotation, biological process: regulation of actin cytoskeleton organization; regulation of GTPase activity. Lineage: Eukaryota; Fungi; Ascomycota; Eurotiomycetes; Eurotiales; Aspergillaceae. Gene Ontology annotation, cellular component: cell cortex. Gene Ontology annotation, molecular function: GTPase activator activity; protein binding. The record is from RefSeq and is a predicted model, not a curated record. The coding region runs from base 1 to 2325 and encodes 774 amino acids. The transcript has 4 exons.